GGUACCUGCCUGUACCUGCACGACCGCUAAGUAGUAUCCGACCGUAAAGGCUAGUAUCCAACAGAAGGGGUUUAAAUACCAGUGUUGUGCUAUAGAUUAUGGCAUCCUCCAACCCUCUCAACACACACAGCGCUGGUUCGUUAUCCUCUUUCGCACCUGUGGUAAAAUUGCUGGUCAAGUGCUACUAUCAAAGCUCAUAGUCCUUUCCCCUGGAGUUCCAACGACAAGAACUUUAGUAUUCCUAUACCUAGAAUCUCAGCCGGCACGUUAUGUUCUUCCAAAACACGUCCUCAUGUUUUGUUGCUCUUCUGUAUUUUGGUGCCACCCUUCUUUGGGCAUCCAUCCAGGUGUUGGCUUCUCCAGUACCCAACCCCAAUGUCGAUAUCGCUCAGUACGAACGACGCACUGAUUUUAGCUUCGCUAAUUCUCAACUUUCAAAGCGAGCAAUAGAGGUCAAUGUCGAUCUUGUCAUCGGCGGCGAAGGCAAAAACGAGCACUGGUACCUAUUAAUUGGGCCUCAACUUUUCCAAGCUGGAGCCAGAGACUUCGCAACGAUGGAUGCCACAAAGAGCAAACUUACGACCUCGAGUUACAACUGGGACGAAGUUGAGAGCCAGCUUGGUGGAGAUUACUACAUCUUACCCCUCGGGAAAGCGACAUACAAGGAUGCCGAUGAUCAGGCCAAAGCCUUUGCCAAGAUCAGAGAAAUUCGGAUGACAAAAGCUGCUGCGAAGAAGGGGGGUAACUGCAUGGACUACAAUAUGGAUGUCUUGAAACUGGAAAAGAAACAGCGCCAUAUUACCCAGGAGGUGGUAGAUGCGUAUAAGCUGGAGUAUGAUGAUAACUACACCAGGGUAUCAAAAGCCGUUUGGGGAGUCGACUUGCGGCCAUGAUGACAGGGUCAGUGUCUGGGUGUAAGCCUGUGUAAGCCCUAUGAUUGUGAUUGAAGUAAAGGGAUUGAUCCCUACUGUU
Molecule: messenger RNA, 972 nt
Organism: Lentinula edodes (shiitake mushroom)
Lineage: Eukaryota; Fungi; Basidiomycota; Agaricomycetes; Agaricales; Omphalotaceae
Exons: 4
Coding region: 270-893 (207 amino acids)
Source: RefSeq, a predicted model, not a curated record